UGUUUGGUUGCAUAAAAUUUUCUUUUCCACAGACUUCCAAAGACCGCUCUCCUCACUCUCCGAAGAAGAAAUCAAUGACCGGAAUGGAUACCAUGGAAACGAAGCAGUUUUUGAUGACAAAUCUGAUGGAAAACGACAACGCCGUGGGAUAGGACGUGAUGUAACACUAUGGCCGAAAGAUGGAAAUGGAGAACUGCAUAUUCCCUAUACAAUAGAUCCAAGUAUUACUAGAAAUGCACAAUACCAUACAAGAAUUCUCGGCUUCAUCAAACAAAUGAAUUCGUUUAUCAAAUGCAACUCGGACGUAUGGAGACCAAGAACAAACGAACAAUCUUAUGUCAACUUUCAGAUACACGCUGGGUGUUCAAGCUGGGUUGGAUUAGUUCACCAGUCUGUCCAACCACAAUAUCUUCGUCUGUCCGAUGGUUGUAUAAUGUUCAACAACGGCAGUGUUCUUCAUGAAAUGAUGCAUGCCAUGGGUUUUUAUCACGAACAUGCUAGAGAGGAUCGUGAUCGAUAUAUUCGUGUCAAUACAAAUAACAUUCGUGAUGGUGCAUUAGAUAAUUUUGCAAAACUUGGUACUAAUAGUCUUGGAUCGCCUUAUGAUUACGGCUCAGUAAUGCAUUAUGGUGAAUUUACUUUUACAAAAAAUAAUCUGCCGACGUUAACAAAACUGGAUACAAGUGAUACACAAAGGAUUGGUCAACGUGAUGGGCUGUCUGAGCAAGAUAAAUUGCAAAUAAAUUUAUUGUAUAAAUGUAAUAAUGACGAAGUACUGAAAACCACAACAUCAACGACAACAAAACGUCCUACAACUACCACGACAACAACAACUCCAACAACAACAAUGACAACAACGACAACAACAAAAAGUCCUACAACUACCAUGACAACAACAACUCCAACUACCACGACAACAACAACUCCAACAACGACAACAACAAAAAGUCCUACAACUACCACGACAACAACAACAACAACUCCAACAACGACAACAAAACGUCCUACAACUACCACGACAACAACAACUCCGACAACAACGACAACAACGACAACGACAACUCCAACUCCAACGACAACAAAACGUCCUACAACUACCACGACAACAACAACUCCAACAACAACUCCAACAACAACAACUCCAACAACAACAUCAACGACAACAAAACUUCCUACAACUACCACGACAACAACAACUCCAACAACGACAACAAAAACUCCUACAACUACCACAACAUCCACAACUCCAACAACGACAACAACGACAACUCCAACAACCACUCCAACAACAACAACAACAACGACAACUCCAACAAUAACAACAACGACAACGACAACUCUAACGACAACAAGAACUCCAACAACGACGGCAAAAAGUCCUACAGCUACCACGACAACAACAACUCCAACAACGACAACAACAACUCCAACUACCACGACAACAACAACUCCAACAACAACGACAACGACAACUCCAACGACAAAAAAACGUCCUACAGCUACCACGACAACAACAACUCCAGCAACGACAACAACAAAAAGUCCUACAACUACCACGACAACAACAACUCCAACAACAACAACAACAACAAAACGUCGCACAAGUACCACAACAUCCACAACUCCAACAAUAACGACAACAAAAAGUCCUGCAACUAUCACCACUUCAACAACAACGAAAAUAACGACAGUAAAAAGUCCUGCAAUUACAACUACAACUGUAGUUCCUGUCAAAACUGAAAAGAUCCCGUUUAUUCAGUGUCGAGGAAAUAUUAUUGCUGACGCAGUAUGUGAGAAAAACGGACCAGGUCUGAUGGCUUUUCCAACUGACAAUGGUUAUUUUAUCAACUGUGUUGGAAAAAUGGCUUGGUCGUGUCAAAUGUGUCCAGGAGGAACCGUGUUUAGUAACAAAUGUGAAAGAUGCGUCGAUGUAUUUGAUGUUGAUUGCCCGGUUGUUCCUAAAUCUACCACCACCACCACCAAAACAUCAACGACUACAACUUCGACAACAACAACAACGACAAAAUCACCACCAGUUUGUCCAACAAAUCUAUGCAAAGCUGACAGCAAAGUGAGAACGGCGAAUCCAAACAACAGUCACCAAUUUAUUAUUUGCUUAUCUGGCAUAUCCUUUGGAUGUCAAAUGUGUCCACACAAUUUAGUCUUUAACGAUAGGAUUGGUGUGUGCGAUUUCUCAAGUAACGUUUUGUAAAAAAUGUCUAUUGGGCGGCUUGCAAGUAAUUUAGACAUCUACAGUGUUGUGAAAACGCACUGUGGUACACCCACAAUAAUAACCUGAAGUUUCUUAUUGAGGUUUCGAAUUCUGGUUACCUACUUUUUUUCUAUGAAAUUCAAUCAACACUUCUUUUCCACAUAGUUUUUUCUCCUGUUUAUCGUUUUGGCAUUCCUGUUCGACGGGUAAUUUUGUCUUCUUAUUCAAAAGCUUCAUAAUCCGUCUUUUAAUGAUUAAUUGUUGUUUUCACAAGAAGGAUAUGUUACUUUGUAUAUAGUUUAUUUUUGGUUUUGUUUUUUUAUUAUUUGAAGAAAUAUAUUUAUUUAUAAGA
Molecule: messenger RNA, 2564 nt
Organism: Hydractinia symbiolongicarpus
Lineage: Eukaryota; Metazoa; Cnidaria; Hydrozoa; Anthoathecata; Hydractiniidae
Product: mucin-2-like
Exons: 10
Coding region: 275-2212 (645 amino acids)
Biological process (GO): proteolysis
Cellular component (GO): extracellular region
Molecular function (GO): chitin binding; metalloendopeptidase activity; zinc ion binding
Source: RefSeq, a predicted model, not a curated record